AUGCUUGAUGAUUUAUUAGAUAUUCCUGGCGAUGAUUCAUGCGAUGUUCCCGGCGAUGAUUUAUACAAUGUUCCUAGUGAUAAUUUAUAUGAUGUUCCUGUGAUGAUUCAUAUGAUGUUCCUG
Molecule: messenger RNA, 123 nt
Organism: Dentiscutata erythropus
Lineage: Eukaryota; Fungi; Glomeromycota; Glomeromycetes; Diversisporales; Gigasporaceae
Source: the annotation of a GenBank genome assembly